GCUUUAUUUUCUGUCGAGACAUCAUGAUUCCUGGUAAUCGAAUGCUGAUGGUCAUUUUAGUAUGCCAAGUCCUGCUGGGAGAGAGCAACCAUGCUAGUCUGAUACCUGAAGAAGGGAAAAAGAAAGUACCCGGCCUGCAGGGUCGUUCGGCCGCUCAGAGCCAUGAACUGCUGCGGGACUUCGAGGCCACGCUGCUGCACAUGUUCGGCCUCAAGAGGCGGCCGCGGCCCAGCCGCUCAACCCCAGUGCCUCGCUACCUGCUGGACCUUUACCGGCUACAGUCAGGGGAGGCUGAGGAGGCUGGGGGGGCCGGCGGGCAUGCCAUUUCUUUUGACUACCCAGAGAGGUCAGCCAGCCGAGCCAACACUGUGAGGGGCUUCCACCAUGAAGAGUACAUGGAGAAGGCGCACGAGCUGGACGACGGAGAGACCACGCCCCUUCGCUUCCUGUUCAACCUCAGCAGCGUUCCAGAGGACGAGCUCCUAUCUUCAGCUGAACUGAGGCUCUACCGUCAUAAGAUUGAUGAGGCCGUCUCUGACACUGUCUCAGAUGAGCAGGGGCUUCACCGGAUAAACGUGUAUGAAGUGUUGAAGCCCCCUCGGCCUGGGCAGCUGAUCACACAGCUUUUGGAUACGCGACUUGUGCGCCACAACAUGUCCCACUGGGAGAGCUUUGAUGUCAGCCCUGCUGUGCUGCGCUGGACUCGUGAGCGUCUACCAAAUUAUGGGCUCGCUGUGGAAGUUCUACACCUCAGCCAGACACGGCGCCAUCAGGGCCGACAUGUUCGAAUCAGUCGCUCACUACACCAGGAACCUGGUGAGGACUGGGAGCAAGUGCGCCCCCUCCUGGUUACAUUUGGCCAUGACGGGAAGGGUCACCCACUGACCCGCCGGACCAAGCGCAGCCCCAAGCAGCGGGGCCGUAAACGUAACCGCAACUGCCGGCGCCAUGCACUGUACGUGGACUUCAGCGACGUAGGCUGGAACGACUGGAUAGUGGCGCCCCCUGGUUAUCAGGCUUAUUACUGCCAUGGGGAAUGUCCCUUUCCGCUGGCAGAUCAUCUGAACUCUACCAACCAUGCCAUUGUUCAGACACUGGUGAACUCUGUAAACAACAAUAUUCCCAAGGCCUGCUGUGUGCCAACAGAGCUCAGCGCCAUCUCCAUGCUCUAUCUAGAUGAACAUGACAAGGUGGUCCUAAAAAACUACCAGGAAAUGGUAGUGGAGGGCUGCGGCUGCCGCUAACACACAAACUAACUAGAACUUGGACUGGCAAUUUGAAAAAGCAGGACAGAUGCUAAAACAAAUUACUACUUAUUUAUAACUUUUAUGUUGAGGUGUAUGUUUGUCUCACUUUUUUU
Molecule: messenger RNA, 1360 nt
Organism: Monopterus albus (swamp eel)
Lineage: Eukaryota; Metazoa; Chordata; Actinopteri; Synbranchiformes; Synbranchidae
Gene: bmp4
Product: bone morphogenetic protein 4
Exons: 3
Coding region: 24-1244 (406 amino acids)
Cellular component (GO): extracellular region
Molecular function (GO): growth factor activity; cytokine activity
Source: RefSeq, a predicted model, not a curated record